Molecule: messenger RNA, 524 nt
Organism: Trachymyrmex cornetzi
Lineage: Eukaryota; Metazoa; Arthropoda; Insecta; Hymenoptera; Formicidae
Product: THAP domain-containing protein 5
Exons: 2
Coding region: 22-516 (164 amino acids)
Source: RefSeq, a predicted model, not a curated record
AAUAUACAUUCACGAUUCACCAUGCCAUCGUAUUGCUCUGCAUACAAGUGUUCCAACAAUAGCGAUCAAGGCUAUGCAUUAGUCAGAUACCCGCAUGAUGAAACUUUAAAAAGAAAAUGGAUUGCUGCGGUAGGAAGAGGCAAAAAUUGGUCACCUAGCAGUUCUCAAAAACUUUGCGAGAUACAUUUUAAGCCUUCUGAAAUUGAAUUUGUUGCUGGACGCAAACGAGUAAAAUUUGAUUCAGUUCCAUCUCGUUUUUGUACGUGUUCCUCAGAGGAUCGAGAGAACUGUCAUGGAAAGUUAAAAAAAAAACAGAAAAAUAGGAAUAAUCCUUAUCAGCGUCAAACUGUUAGCAAACAUAAUGAUUGUUGCAUUGUUAUUCAACCUCCUGUAAAGAAAAAUGAAAUAUUAGCUGAUAAACAAGAGGAAUUCAUUGAAGAAUUACGCAAAGAAAAUGACAUAUUGAAACAAAUUGUUUCUUUUCUUCAAAAAGUAUUGGAAAAUAGAAAAAAAUGAUGUUGUAU